GUCAUGAAAGCUACCUCUGAAGAAAACCGGUUGAAUGCCAAAGAAAUCGAACCUGUGUCUCCUCCAUCACUUGGUCCAUCAACAACAACCAUCAAGGGAUGCCUGUUGAACAAAAGUCGAUCAGCAUUAGUACGAAGAAACUGUUAUAUCUCGCAAAAGAGGGAAACAUGGGACCGUCUUUUUGAUGACGCUUAUAAAGCAGAUGUUGAGAUUCAUACAAAUUGUGACACCCACAUCUAUGCACAUGCUAGCAUUCUGGGCUUUGCCUCCCCUGUUUUCAGAGGCAUGUUCAAGAAAUCAAGAAGCAAUCAUCAAAUAUCAAUUCAUGGGGUUGCACCAGAGGCUGUUCGCAUAUUUAUCCGCUUCUUGUACUCUUCAUGCUAUGAAGAAGCGCAAAUGGAGGAACAUAUAAUUUCCCUUUUGGUCCUUUCUCAUGCUUUUGUUGUACCUCAACUAAAACGAGAGUGCGAGUAUCAGCUUGAGCACAGAUUCCUUAAUGUUGACAAUGUAGUUGAUGUGUUUCAGCUAUCAUUGUUGUGUGAUGCACCCCGACUUAGUAUCAUUUGCCAACGGUUUGUCCUAACGUGCUUUAAAGCAGCCUUUUCGUCUGCAGGAUGGAAGGCCAUGAGGGCCAGUCAUCCAAAUCUUGAAAAGAAACUUAUUGAAUAUGUCAAGUUUGAAGAUUAUAGACGAAAGGACAAUAUGAGAAAGUUUACGGAAAGGAAGGUUUAUUUACAACUAUAUGAGGCAAUGGAAGCUCUUGUUCAUAUAUGCAAAGAUGGAUGUAGGACAAUUGGUCCACAAGAUAAUAAUAAUAAUAAGAAGAAUAUGCUAAAAGCAGAGGAUCAAAAGCCUUGCAAGUAUGAAGCUUGCAAGGGUCUAGAAUCCCUUUUGCACCAUUUUGCCGGAUGCAAGUUAAAAGCCCCGGGUGGCUGUCUUCAUUGCCAACGAAUGUGGCACCUUUUGGAGUUACAUGCUCGUAUAUGCGCUAAUUCUAACGUUUGCAAGGUUCCUUUAUGCAGGAAAUUUAAACAGAGGAUCAUGAAAGAUAGCAAGAAGAAGAAACAUAACAAGAAGGACGAGAUGAAGUGGAAAAUAUUGGUGAGGAAAAUCAUGAGAACGAAGAGCAUCACCGGAGCUCCUUAUUUUACUUUGGCAUCUACACGAGGGUGAGGGUUGGAAACAACAUUUUUUAUUCAUGUAGCCAUAGCCAUAAGAAUAAAAAACUACACAAAUAUAAGAUCCACAAUGUUGUGUCGUUUGUAUCCAUAAAACUACAUAACC
Erigeron canadensis is the source of this 1284-nucleotide messenger RNA. Its product is annotated as BTB/POZ and TAZ domain-containing protein 4-like. Bases 4 to 1173 code for a protein of 389 amino acids. NCBI's taxonomy places the organism in Eukaryota, Viridiplantae, Streptophyta, Magnoliopsida, Asterales, Asteraceae. The transcript is spliced from 5 exons. The record is from RefSeq and is a predicted model, not a curated record. Gene Ontology annotation, molecular function: protein binding.